AUGGGCUCCGUCAAACGAAAGGGAAAUGCGCCGGAGGACUCGAGUUCUCGUCACUCGAAAAAACGAGUCAAGGUCGCCAGCCAAGUACCUGACAAGAAGGAUGUGAAGCGAAAAAGCGAUUCGACAAUUGAUGGAACAGCGGGCGACAGUCGCGUCAAAAAGGCGAAGCCGCAACCAGAAUCUACCUCAAAACCUGCGACCCUUUCUGUUUUGCGCGACGAAGCUCCUGCCUUUCCUCGAGGAGGCAACAAUGCGCUCACUCCGUUAGAACGAAAGCAAAUCCAGAUACAGGCGACUCGGGAUGUGCUUUUUGAGCAAAAAGGUGCUUCAAACGGGGAGCUCCCAGAUGCUGACUCGGAAAUCGAGGAGCAAGCAGAUGAGGAAAAGGAAGCUACUCUUAAACCCUCUCGCAAAAAGCAGAAGGACAAGAAAAAUAAAAAGUCAGUUGAAGGAACUGCGAAAUCCCAGGGUCCCAAAAUUGAAAGUCUCAGUUUCAAGCAAAUCACGCCGGGCUCCAAACUUCUCGGUCAAGUCACGAAUAUUGGCACUCACGAUAUUUCACUUGCCCUCCCAAACAACUUGACCGGAUAUAUCCCAUGGACCGCGGUUUCCAAGCUACUGAAAGAAAAGGUGGAGAAGCUUUUAAAAGAUGCAGACAAAGAGGAUGACGAGGAGUCUGACGAUGAUGAUUUUGACCUCAAGUCAUAUGUCCGACUCGGCCAAUACUUUCGAGCAUCUGUGUCUUCAACUACAGCCAAUAAUGAAAAGGGGGGUAGAAGCAAAAAACGCAUCGAGCUUUCUAUAGACCCGCGCGAGGCAAAUUCCGGCCUUUCGAGAUCCGAUAUGAUCAUUGACUCGACCGUGCAAGCCUCCGUGAUAAGUGUUGAAGAUUACGGCCUGAUAAUGGACGUAGGUUUGGAGGAUGGUGAGACGAGAGGCUUCAUGUCCUCCAAAGAACUUCCCGCCGGCACAGACUUCUCUCAAGUGAAGGAGGGCGCAGUGUUCCUAUGUGUGGUUACUGGCCACAAUACUGCUGGCAAUGUGAUUAAGCUCUCAGCCAACUUAGAGAAAGCCGCAUCUGGAAAGAAAUCGCAUUAUAUUAGUUCUGCACCGACUAUUAAUACGUUCCUUCCAGGCACUGCGGCUGAAAUUCUCGUAACAGAGGUAACUCCGAACGGAAUGGCCGGGAAAAUCAUGGGAAUGUUGGACACAAUGGUGGACUCGGUGCAUUCUGGCUCGACCGACGAUAAGAGAGAUCUGACAAAGAAAUAUCGCCUAGGUACGAAAGUCAAAGGCAGGAUUAUCUAUAGAGUCUCGUCAGAUGAGAAGCCCAAGCUAGGGUUCUCCAUUCUUGACCAUGUCCUCAAGUUUUCACUCACGACAGUGGAUGCCGCACAGGAUUCGAAGCGCAGGCCAGCCAUUUCAGCAAUAAUCCCAGAGGUCAAGGUGACAAAAGUCGAUCCUGCCCUGGGUUUAUAUGUGCAGUUAGGCACCACCGAACAUCUUGGCUUUGUCCACAUAUCUAGAGUUAAGGAUGGGAAAAUUUCGUCUUUAUCACCUACAGAAGGCUCUUUCAAGGUUGGUUCAUCUCAUGAAGGUCGGGUAGUCGGAUUUAAUGCCAUGGAUAACCUCUUCUUAUUGUCUUUGGAAAAGAAUAUCAUUGACCAACCGUUUCUACGACUGGAGGACGUUACCGUUGGUGCCAUUGUGAAAGGGAAGAUUGAAAAACUCCUUAUUGGGCCUGAUGGCAUCAAUGGCCUUAUCGUCUCUCUUGCCGAUGGUAUAAGUGGUCUCAUCCCUGGCAUGCACAUGGCCGAUACCAAAUUACAACACCCAGAGAAAAAGUUCCGCGAGGGAUUGGAAGUGACCGCUAGGAUUUUGUCUGUUAAUCUAGAAAAACGACAAUUGCGGUUAACGUUGAAGAAAUCGCUGCUUCAUAGCGAGUCCACCAUCUGGAAAGACUAUAAGGACAUUUCCCCCGGUAAUCAGUCUCCAGGAACACUGGUGAGCAUUCAGAACAACGGUGCUGUUGUUCAAUUCUACGGAGCCGUUCGUGGUUUCCUACCGGUUUCUGAAAUGAGUGAAGCGUACAUCAAGGAUCCUUCCCAGCAUUUCACUGUCGGUCAGGUUGUGAGCGUCAAUGUAUUGAGCGUGGAUUCAGAGAAGGGAAGAUUGGUUGUGUCUUGCAAAGAUCCUUCAACAGUCACGGAGGCUUAUAGAGGCGCCUUGGAAAGUGUCCGUCCGGGGCAACUUGUUUCAGGGGUUGUCUUCGAGAAGUCAAGCGACGAUUUACUUCUCAAGCUUGAGGACGGUGGAUUGAUUGCCAGACUCAGCGCGGAACAACUCUCAGAUUCGUCACCCUCGAAAGCUGCGUCUAAUUUCGCACGGAUUAGAGUUGGGGCAAAAGCUUCAUGGCCUUUUAAUACUCAGCAUACGGAAAGCUCACCGCCUAAUCCAGGCAAACUUCCAGCCAAGUUCGAGGAGCUUCAGUUGAACUCGAGCGUAACAGGCCUCGUUAAGAAUAUCACUGCUGAUGGGAUAUUUGUCGAAUUCCUAGAGGGACUUACAGGGUUCCUUCCAAAACGCCUAGUGGAUGAUGAACAUUCAAACCGGACAGACUUUGGAUUUAUGCGCUCCCAGACAAUUUCGUGUUCGGUUUCUUCCAUUGAACAAGAUACUCAGAGGUUCAUUUUAACUAUGAAACCAGUCGAGAUCAAAGACGAAGGAAAAAGUCAUCGUCAAGGGACAACAAGAAGUGCCGGAUUGUCAGUCGCCAAUCCUGUGGAUGAAGAUAUCAAAUCUUUCGAUGAUCUUGAGUUUGGAAAAUGCACCAAGGCAAAGAUCACUUCAGUUAAGGAUACCCAGCUCAAUGUCCUGUUGGCGGACAACGUUCAGGGCCGUAUCGAUGUUUCUGAGAUAUUUGACAACUGGGAAGACAUAAAAGACCGGAAACAACCCCUUAGGCCUUUUAAGGCCAAGCAGAUCGUUCCAGUCAAGGUUUUGGGUAUUCACGACGCACGAACUCAUAAGUUUUUACCGAUCAGUCAUCGCUCAGGCAAAACUCCUAUGUUCGAACUCUCAACAAAGCCAAGCACCUUAGCAUCUCCCGAAUAUGAGCCUCUAACUAUAGAAAAGGUCAAGGUUGGAAGCUCAUUGUUAGGAUUUAUCAAUAACUUUGGGGAUGAUUGUCUAUGGCUUAAUAUCUCGCCAAAUGUGCGGGGGAAACUUCGAAUUAUGGACAUCUCUGAUGACCUUGCCCUCGCUGGUGACAUCAAGAAGACAUUCCCUAUUGGAUCUGCCCUGAAAGUUACUGUUACAGCUGUCGACGUUGAUAAGAACCGCCUUGAUUUGACUGCCAGACAUGGAGAAUCAUCCAAGACUCUCACGAUAUCCGAUCUUUCCAAAGGCAUGAUUCUUCUGGGCAAGGUUACCAAGGUUACGGAACGACAGGCUCUUGUGCAGCUUAACGAUUCACUCGUGGGGGCCAUCGGAUUGAUUGACAUGGCCGAUGACUAUUCGAAAAUUAAUCCGGCUAAAUUCCAUAAAAAUGAGGUCCUUCGUGUUUGCGUUGUUGAUGUCGAUGUGCCAAAUAAAAAGGUGUCACUUUCCGUACGCCCUUCAAAGGUACUUAGCUCAUCUCUACCGGUUGAAGACCCUGAAAUUACGUCCGUCGACAAGCUCAAAGUCGGCGACAUCGUUCGUGGGUUUGUCCGAAAGGUGGCUGAUGUUGGGCUAUUCGUGAUGCUUGGACAUAAUGUGACGGCAUAUGUCCGUGUCUCGGAUUUGUCUGAUGCUUAUUUGAAGGAAUGGCAAGAUGAAUUUCAGGUCGACCAGAUUGUGCGAGGAAGAAUCACCUUGGUGGAUACGGAAGCCGGCAAAGUGCAGAUGACUCUGAAACAAUCAGCUCUUGAUCCCAACUACAAACCGCCACUUCAGCUUAGUGAUUUGAAGCAAGGCCAAAUCGUCACCGGGAAAGUUCGAAAGGUCGAAGAAUUCGGAGCAUUUGUCACAAUUGACGGCACUGCAAAUCUUAGCGGCCUUUGCCACCGAAGCGAGAUGGCGGAACAGAAAGUCGCCGAUGCACGAAAGUUGUAUGAGCAAGGAGAUCUCGUGAAAGCUAAAAUCCUUAAAGUUGAUACAGAAAAAGCCCAGAUAUCAUUGGGAUUAAAAGCCUCCUACUUUAAUGAGGAUAGCGAGGCAGACUCAGAUAUGGGCGAAGCCGCCAGCGAUGAUGAAAGCAGCGACGAUGACUUUGGCGGAGUAAACCUUGAAACGGUUUUAAGUGAUGAUUCCUCUGAUGACGGAGAGGAUAUCAUUAUGGGCGGUGUGAACCUUCCUCAGAUUUCUAUACCAAUUGCCAACGCCAAUGAUGACGAUGUGCAAAUGGCUGACGACGACGACGACGACGACGAAGCAGGCGGGCUGGUCACGGGCGGUUUUGACUGGACAGGAAACGCACGGAAAGCUCACCAGACUUCGAACAACGCUGGCUCUGAUUCGGACGAGCAAGCCGUAUCGAAGAAGAAAAAGCGCCGGAAGGCUGAGAUUCAAGUCGACAGGACUGGUGACCUUGAUGUGAACGGGCCCCAGACCGUGGCUGAUUAUGAAAGGCUACUCCUGGGGGAGCCGGAUUCCAGCUUGCUUUGGUUGAAAUACAUGGCGUUCCAUCUUGAACUAGGAGAAGUUGACAAAGCGCGGGAAAUUGCCGAGCGUGCUCUUCGGUCCAUUAACAUCAGUCAGGAUACGGAGAAGUUGAACGUUUGGGUUGCGAUGCUGAACUUGGAAAACACCUUUGGCACAGAUGACAGGCUUGAUGAGGUGUUCAAACGUGCUUGCCAGUAUAAUGAUGCCCAAGAGAUCCACGAGAGAAUGGCAAGCAUUUUCAUUCAAUCUGAUAAACCCGAGAUCGAUCAGAAAGCGGAUCAGAUUUUCCAAGCUGCGUUGAAAAAGAAAUUCAGCCAAUCUCCCAACCUGUUCCUGAACUACGCAAAUUUUCUCUUCGAUACUAUGGCCGCUCCGGAUCGAGGACGGGCACUGUUACCUCGCGCCUUACAAGCGCUACCUGCCCACACCCACAUUGAUCUCACUUCCAAAUUUGGACAGUUGGAAUUCCGUUCACCCAACGGAGAUAUCGAACGUGGCAGGACUGUCUUUGAAGGUCUCCUCUCAUCGUUCCCCAAACGCGUCGAUCUCUGGAACAUUUUGCUGGACCUUGAGAUUAAAGUUGGCGACGCGGAACAAGUGAGACGGCUGUUUGAACGAGUACUUGGACUUGGCCACGGCGUCAAUGCCGAUGGAAGCAAAUCCGGAACGAAGAAGCUGAAGGAUAAACAGGCAAAGUUUUUCUUCAAGAAAUGGCUUGCUUUUGAAGAGAGUGUAUCUGGUGGGAAUGAGAAGAUGGUUGAUGAGGUCAAGGCACGGGCUGCGGAGUAUGUUAAGUCAUCGAAGGGAGAAUCUUAG
Messenger RNA from Uncinocarpus reesii 1704, 5460 nucleotides. RefSeq lists its product as uncharacterized. Gene Ontology annotation, molecular function: protein binding; RNA binding. Lineage: Eukaryota; Fungi; Ascomycota; Eurotiomycetes; Onygenales; Onygenaceae. Gene Ontology annotation, cellular component: nucleolus; small-subunit processome. The coding region runs from base 1 to 5460 and encodes 1819 amino acids. The record is from RefSeq and is a predicted model, not a curated record. The transcript has 4 exons. Gene Ontology annotation, biological process: rRNA processing.